AUGAUGCUUGCUACAUUCUUGCUCGUCUCUUUGGCUGCGAUGUCUGCCAUUGCUGAGCAACCUUACAUUAGAUACAACUCGGGAUGUCAAUUACUGCUAAACAACACACGGAUUUAUUGCUAUUCAGGCGGUUAUGCCAAAGUAGUGAAUCAAGAAAUCACACCCUUGGCAGAUCAUUACUAUCUGGAUGUAUCCAAAGACUUGACUGUAGCCAGCAGCCUCACAUCCUGGACAAAAGUCGUCGAUCCUCCUAAUUUUAUCACCGAAGCAACAUCGGCGUACGUCAGUGUCAAGCUAUCAGAUACAGCUGUGCUGAUCAAUGGCGGCACUGGUGUCAACAACAACUAUAACUACAUGAAAAAUCAAACAGUGAUCUACCAUGCGGAUACAAACCAGUGGGAAACAAUCUCAAAUACUUCGUCCAUACCACAAAAUUACUAUGGGUCAGGUGCACUCGGUGUUGAUAAUACAGUUGUGUUUUGGGGAGGCGCAGCUAUCAUUGGAAACCUACUGCCUACAUUCAAUGGCACCGCAAAGCUCUCUAUUACUGCACAGACUGCCAAAUGGAGCCUUCAAGCAGCAUCAGUAGCACCAGGCAACCCGCGAUAUGGACAUACGGCAACAACAGAUCAAUCCGGUAAAUUGAUCUACUAUUUUGGAGGUCGUGAUAUUGUACGAGACCCCGCUACAGGUGUAUAUACUCGUCCUUAUUCAACAUUUACAAACGUAUUGAUCUACCACACGGAUACAUCGAUUUGGGAACAAAAGACGGCAACCUCCAGUAGCCCGCCCUCCAAUCGUAUGUCUCACACCGCAACGCUAAUUCCCAGCACUGGCAACUUCAUUAUUUAUGGCGGGGCUGGCCCUGAUAGUGUUGGCAAUCGCAUUCCGAUUAGUGAUUAUCUUCAUCUAUACAACCCGACUGCCAACACGUUUCAACCCAUAAGCAUCUCAUCUGGCGCAGCAACUGGAGCAGGCCCGCGAUUUGGACAUUCAGCUGUUUUACGCAAUGCAUCAUUGUUCAUCUUGUUUGGCAUUGAUAGCACACUCUUGGCGACAGCUGACUUUCAUGUAUUGAAUACAGAUACUUACUCCUGGGAUGCAACCUACUAUGCCAAUGGUGCGGUGUCUUCCAUUGAUGGUGUCAAUGGCAAUGGUACCUCUACUGGUGGCAAUAGCACUACUACUGGGGGAUCCUCUUCAAGUGACAAAAUGCAGGAUACGGUUUCUAAUGGGCUUUCAGGAGGUGCAAUUGCAGGCAUCGUUGUUGGCAUCAUUGCUGUGAUUGCGCUUAUUGCAGGAUUCCUCUUCUUUAGACGCCAAAAACAAAAGAAGGCAGAGAAAGACACCUAUCCGACUUACUGGGACGUUACUUCCAUCAAUGAAAUUACAGCUGCUUCUGGUAUCUCUAAACACGAUAUGGAUGUUCAGAGCAUACCAGUAACUUCAACGGGUCCUGUGGACAUCACUCAAUUACCAGGAUACACAACAUGUCGAACUGGAGAUCCGGCCAACCUGUCAAAUGAUCAUGAUAUUAACCCACCUGCAUCUCCUCCCAAGGUGUUAUUAACUGGCGUCAAUCAUGCCUCUGGAAAUGCCGGUUCCUCUAGAGCUGAUUCCAGCAGCACUUAUGUUACCACUGAUCACAGCAAAGUAUGGCCACCAGAUGUGCAUGUUCCUUCUAUUGUAACACCAUCUACACCUAUUGAUAGCGAGAAGCCGGAUAUUGGUCAUUCUAAAUAG
Mucor velutinosus is the source of this 1743-nucleotide messenger RNA. RefSeq names its product mannosyl-oligosaccharide alpha-1,2-mannosidase (gene MNS1). The coding region runs from base 1 to 1743 and encodes 580 amino acids. The transcript is spliced from 9 exons. The record is from RefSeq and is a predicted model, not a curated record. Gene Ontology annotation, molecular function: protein binding. Lineage: Eukaryota; Fungi; Mucoromycota; Mucoromycetes; Mucorales; Mucoraceae.